AUGCCGUCGCCAGAGACUGCUUCUGAUAAUAAAAAACCAAAAAGCAACCAAAAAAAUAAACCUGUAAAAAAUAAUCAGAGGAAACCUGCAAAUUCUGAGGUAGCAGCAAAAAAGGAAGCACAGAAAAAUGCUGUUAAACUCCAGCCUGUUGGAAUUGAAGACUCAGAUAAGGAGGAGGAAAAUAAAAAAGAGACUACUGUAACCAAAAGCGUAACUGCUGGGGACGAAGAAGAAGAAGAGCAAAUUUGCUUUAUUUGUGCUGAACCAAUUGCGUAUACAUGCAUUCUUCCCUGUAAUCAUCGUAUGUGCCAUAUUUGCGCCAUACGUUUGCGCGCUUUGUACAAAACUAAAGAAUGUACAUUCUGUAAGGUCCCAUGGGACGUGAUUUCAAUUACCCAAGACCAUGAUAUGGAUAUCCGAGACGUUGAAAUGGAUAAUUUUCCAUUUCAAGACAAGAAGCUUGGACUUCUGUAUGAUAAUCAAAAAGUACAAGACGAAUGCAAUCUUUUACUUCAAUUCAAUUGUCCAGAAGAGGCUUGCGAUAUCACUUGCAAAGGAUGGUUUGAUUUGAAGCUUCACUGUAAAGUGACGCAUCACAAGUAUUUUUGUGAUUUAUGUAUCAACCACAAGAAAGUGUUUACCCAUGAGCAUACCCUAUUUUCUAAGAAGGGAUUGACAAAGCAUUGUGAAGUAGGUGACCAGGGUGCUGAUCUGGACGUUACUGGGUUUAGGGGACACCCUAAGUGCGGUUUUUGUAGCUCUCAUUAUUAUGAUGACGACGAGCUUUACAAGCAUUGUCGUGAGAAACAUGAGCGUUGUUAUAUUUGUGAUCAGCUUUCGGGUCGUCCUACCCACCAAUACUACAGAAACUACAAUGCCUUGGAACGUCAUUUUGAAAAAGACCAUUUUGUUUGCACCGAAAGGGAGUGUGUAGAAAGAAAAUUUGUGGUUUUUGGUACCGAAAUUGACUUAAAAGCUCAUCAAUUAGAAGAGCAUCCUCAACGACUUAGUGCUAAAGAGUUACGAGAAGCACGCACAAUCGUUCCAGAAUUUGAGUAUGAACCCCCAGGAAGCGGUUUGGGAAGAACUCGCCGAAACCGAAAAAAUCCAUCCAAUGCUUCCACUGAAGAGGCGACUUCUUCAUUGGCAAACUUGCAUUUAUCUCGUGAAGAGAUUGCUCAUAUAAGACACGAAGAAUAUAUGAGUUCGCAACAAGCUCGUAAUGCAAAUUUUGGAUUUGCCUUAUCAUCGCCAGCGCCAUCUGCCGCAGCAUCUUCCAGACCAGUUUCUACAGCAGCUCCCAGAACCGGUGCUAUCGGAAAGCAAAGGGCCUUGAGAAUAGAAGAAUUUCCUUCGCUUAAUGAACUUUCGAACCCCCAAGCACGGGUGAGUCAACCUUCCCCUAGUCCUGUCCGCACGACAGUUGCAGCGAGUAGCCGUACCUCGUCUCCUGCCAUUUCUCGUAUGUCAUCAUCUCAAAAUCUAAAAGCUGCUGCUACGGCCAAGAAAGGCUCUCCCAUGGUUUCUAAUGUACAGGGUCAACACCAGCAAGUUAUUGACCGGAUGAUGAAACUAACAGGUUUUGACGAGAAUAAGGUUAAUGAGUUUAAAUUUGCAGUUUCGUCUUUCCGUGGAAAUGUGAUGUCGGCUCGAGAAGCUAUGGAUCGUAUUACCAGGUUGGUAUCCAAGCCACAAGAACAACUUUCAGGAAUUAUGAAUCAUAUUGCAGAUUUAUUAGAGAAUAAAGAUAAAAGCAAAGAGCUUCUUGAAGGAUGGCACGAAUGGAAGAUUAUGAAUUCUCAGGAUCAGCCUCAUAUUGGUACAAAUAAUGCCAAUUUGUUGCGCUUAAAGAAAUCAAAUCGAACAGCUGCUCAAACUGCAAGUGUUUGGAACCGUAUCGAAACAGCCGCUAGACAUAGCGGGCCCGCAUUAUCGGCACCUUCGUCUAGAAGCAAAUUGAAAGCUUCGGCUUCUUCUCCAGCUCCUGUCAGAAACGUCAAUACUAGAUCCCUUCCUUCUUGGGGUAUACCCACGAAAACAAGAUCAUCAGCUCUGAAAAUGAAUUCUGAGGUUGAUUUUCCUUCUCUUCCUCCUUCUACUUCGAAGAGGAUUCAAGUCCAGAUUGGCAAAAAGCCAGCGCGUGGAGCAGAUUUUCGGGCUGCUUCUGAAGCUCAAGCAGUAUCCUCUGCCUCGGAUUCGGCGAAUCGACCUUCAGCUUCGAAAAAAAAGAAUGGAAAAAAGCAAACUGUUUUGUUUCACCUAGGUUAA
Messenger RNA from Schizosaccharomyces osmophilus, 2268 nucleotides. RefSeq names its product ubiquitin-protein ligase E3 involved in rescue of stalled ribosome. The coding region runs from base 1 to 2268 and encodes 755 amino acids. The transcript has 3 exons. Gene Ontology annotation, biological process: rescue of stalled cytosolic ribosome; protein ubiquitination. Gene Ontology annotation, molecular function: ribosome binding; ubiquitin protein ligase activity. The record is from RefSeq and is a predicted model, not a curated record. Lineage: Eukaryota; Fungi; Ascomycota; Schizosaccharomycetes; Schizosaccharomycetales; Schizosaccharomycetaceae.